Messenger RNA from Jaculus jaculus (lesser Egyptian jerboa), 1710 nucleotides. RefSeq names its product spermatogenesis associated 48 (gene Spmip7). NCBI's taxonomy places the organism in Eukaryota, Metazoa, Chordata, Mammalia, Rodentia, Dipodidae. Bases 379 to 1710 code for a protein of 443 amino acids. The transcript has 9 exons. The record is from RefSeq and is a predicted model, not a curated record.
CAUGUCUCUAGUCCACUUAGGGAAACUCUUUUUUUAAAAUAAAUAAAGGAAUAUAGUUUUCUGAGUAUUGGAAGAAAAUUAUUUUUUUUUCCUAAGAAUAGCAUUGUUGCUUAACAUAAUAACCAGUUCCAUGUGUUAGAGUUCUACCUGUUGCUAAGGAACAAAAGCUUAUUUAAUUUUCUUACUCAAUCCUGUUCCUGUACUACCCCAUCAUUCCUUGGUAGAAAAAAAAUUUUCCUUAAAAAAGAGCAGCUAUUAGAAAAUUGCAUCAAUAACAUUAUAGUAGAUUAACCUUAACUCCAGUAGUUGGACAUUGAGUCUUUGAUGUUUAAAGAGGAAAGAGUUGUCAGAGAGUUUAACUUAUAAACCUCAAAAAUUAUGAGAAAAGCCAUGGAUGUAGAGGUUCAGUGCAAACAGGGAAACAUAAGUAUUCCUAAAAGGUUCAUCUUUUCAGGAUUAAAGGCUGUUGAAAAUACAGAUUACCCACACUAUUAUGAUCUAUUACGAAAAAUGAACAUGCCAUUUGUGAAAGGAUUAGAGGACAGACAUGACUAUGGAAGAUUUGAAAAGAAAUGCAACCCUACUUUCCUUAAGUUUCAUCCUUACCCUCCCUCAGUGCUGCCACAUUAUCAUUCAUACUACCCUUACCCACCACCAUGUGGGCAGGAGUAUCCAUUAUUUCCACUUCGUGAUGAUGUGCCCUUGGGUGACCCCUGUUCUGGAUUGAUGAGUCCUGGUAGUGAUGCUGAUUUAAAGCCUGGCAUUGGCAGGACUAUACCAAGCCUAGUGAGUUUCAGUGAUGUGAAACCUCAACAACGAGUUCCUGGACCAGACUCAGGAUUUCAAAGAAUGAAAAGAAAAACAAUUCUGUCAGAAGAACUGCAACAGGACAGGAGGUGGAAUUCUAGGGAAGUUCCAGACAUUUCCAUCAGAGCAAGACUUGGAGGUUGGACCAGCCCACAGAAAGUUGCUACUUCCCCAUCUCCUCAUGAACGGAGUUCACUCGAUUACAUGUAUGCAUUUGAUGAGGAGGCAACUCACACAGAUAAUGAUGGAACACAUGUCCAACCAAACAAGAAAUACAAUGCCAAGGAUUUGUUUUACAAGUCUUCCACACAAAAAGCUUAUGAAGCUGUUCCUUGGGAUAAGAUGCUACCACCAAAACUAGAUCCAGAAGAAACAACAGUAGAGAAAGCUGCUGACCUAAUCUCACAGUGCUUUUCCCUGAAGAGAUAUGAACGGCUGCCUGCCAUAACCCAGAUGGCCGGUGGCCUCUGGGACAGGUUUCAAACAAGAUCCUUCUCAGCAAUAGAAAAACCAGUCAACUUUGUAAGCCCAAGUUCUAGAAGCAAAUACAUUCCUCUCUACACUGGCCACGUACAAACUACCAAUGCAGAUGACACCGACAACCCUUGUGGAGACAGAGCAAGCAUAGCAGAGCCUCGGCACUCUAAGCUGCUUUAUACAAACACGAGCCAUGCUGCAAAUAUCCCGGGAUAUACUGGCAAGGUCCAUUUCACAGCUACCCACCCAGCAAAUUCUAAUAUUCCACCAACAAUCCCAGAACAAGAUUCAGAAGUGAAUUGCAUCUUACUGGAGAAAAUGAGAGUUGACCUCUUUCGUCACCAGGGUCCACUGUCCCAAAUGGUCACUACUGUGAAGCCCUACAACCCCUUCAACAGGAAGAAGAACGAAACUGUAGACGAGUGA